AUGGGUACUAUAGCGGCUUCGAGGAGAGAAAACCCACAGAUGAUAGUCGCCGGUGGUGCCAUAAGCUUCACAGUGACCGGUGAUGCCGUAAGUUAUGAAGAGAGGAGGACAGAGAAAAAAAAAAGAGACUUCACAGCGAGAAAGAGAAAGAUUGAUGGAGAUUCUGCGAGAAUGGCUUCUUCGGAUUCUGGGUUCAAAGCUUCAAGGAGCAGACUCCAUCCAUCUCUGCCAAAGGGCCAAAUCCACUCCAAAACAAAAAGAUUUACCUUCGCCGCCUUUUCCGAUGGUCAGUACAAUGGGUUUUCAGCUAGUAUCAAUAUGGAAGCGUUGAUAUGUGACCUGAGGAGAUGCGGUUCCAAAGUGGUGGCAGAACUCAUCACCGCCGCCAACACCGAAGGCCACCCAUUUACCCAUGUGGUGUACACCACCCAUUUCCCAUGGAUUGGACACACUUCUUGGGGCUUAACCGAAAAUUAUUUUGGAUAUCCACUACUAGCAGCAACAAACACCAUCAAGGUGGUGGGCUGCCAUGGGUGGUAG
Messenger RNA from Ilex paraguariensis (yerba mate), 540 nucleotides. The record is from the annotation of a GenBank genome assembly. Lineage: Eukaryota; Viridiplantae; Streptophyta; Magnoliopsida; Aquifoliales; Aquifoliaceae.